UGGCGGGCGCCUGGAAGGUGUUCUAGGGUAGAAGUGCUGGCUGCACGCUGUCUGGCCCAGCAGCUCCUUCAGGGCUUGGGGAGGGGGCGAGCGGAGGGCAGCCCCGCCGUCCGGGCUCCCAGCCUAGCGGUGGCCACCGAGCUUCUGGGGUGGCCCCACCAGGACGAGCCCAGGGGCUCUCUGCACACGGUGUCGCCAGGUUCUGUUACUUGACGGCUGGGACGCAGUGCCCGGGCGUCCUGGUGCGGGACUGUUGGAGAGGCGUGUGGGGUGACCAGGCUCCGGUGCGGCGGUGCAGGCGCCGAGCACCCCUGCCCGUGCCCGGCUGCCGUCUCCCACCCCAGCCGGGUCCCAGCCGGGUCCCAGGAAGCAGUUCGUCCCGCGUGAGCUCUGCUGGCCUGUGAGGUUGCCUGAUGGUCCGUGGUUCACAAAUACCCUUUUAGGGCAGUUGUUUCAAAAUCAGUUGCUUUAUAAACUCUUCUUCACACCCACAAAACUCUUCUCCGAACCUCUUUCCAAGAGCGAGCUGUUGUUUUUCUGAAAUCUGAAGUGACGUGAGGUCAAUACUUGGUGUGUUUUGGGUGUUGGGCGAGAGAAGGGAAGAUCGAGACCCACAGAGAGAAGGGGGUCUGCUUCAUCACCCCCAGCUGGUGGCCAGCCCCUCGGCUCCAUAUUUACACGCAUUCACGCCAUCUGCUUGGACACAGAAGGCUUGAGAACUGAGGAAAGCUCCCUGAGUUACCAUUUCCAAGCGGUUCUGUCCGGGUGACUGUACCCAGGUUAUGACGACUAAUCCCAAAGCGAACAAGGCGUUGAAGGUCAAGAAGGAGGCGGGCGAGAACGCCCCGGUGCUCAGCGACGAUGAGCUGGUGUCCAUGUCGGUGCGGGAGCUGAACCAGCACCUGCGCGGCCUCACCAAGGAGGAGGUGGUCCGCCUGAAGCAGCGGCGCCGCACGCUCAAGAACCGCGGCUACGCGGCCAGCUGCCGCAUCAAGCGCGUGACGCAGAAGGAGGAGCUGGAGCGCCAGCGCGGGGAGCUGCAGCAGGAGGUGGAGAAGCUGGCCCGCGAGAACAGCAGCAUGAGGCUCGAGCUGGACGCCCUGCGCUCCAAGUACGAGGCCCUGCAGGCCUUCGCGCGCACCGUGGCCCGCGGCCCCGUCACGCCCACCCGGGUGGCCGCCACCAGCGUCAUCACCAGCGUCAAGUCCGCCGGCGUCUCCUCCACCUCCGUGCCCUUCUCGGCCGCCUCCUAGUGCCUGGCUGAGGGCCGGGGCCACGGGCUGCUGGUCGGGGGUCCCGCGGGGAGCAGGCCCUUCACACCGGAGUCAAAUCGCGGACCCGUGCGGGGCUCGGGCCGCGGCUGGCAGAGAGUAGGCGCCCG
Molecule: messenger RNA, 1381 nt
Organism: Kogia breviceps (pygmy sperm whale)
Lineage: Eukaryota; Metazoa; Chordata; Mammalia; Artiodactyla; Physeteridae
Source: RefSeq, a predicted model, not a curated record